UCGCUGAUUCGAAGAUCGCAUACAGAACUGCAUGUACUUUGGCCAUUGACAUUGGCAAUUCCAGUACCUACAAGCCAAUCAAAGAAACAGUCCUGGGAAACACCCUUUUCACUCACUGCAGAUCUCACUUGACCCACCACAGCAAACAUGGCUGACGACGACAACUUCGAUAUCGAUAUCUACGGCGAUGACUCAUACCAGGACUCGAGCGCACAAGACGCAGCGGUCCCCGACGCCAGCGCAGCAAACCCAAACACGAACAGCGACGAGAACGCAGCAGCACCAGAGCCCAAAGCGGAGGGCAACAACGCAUCCAACAAACAGGAAAGCUCAGCUACCGCAACCAGCGGCGGCGCACAGCAAGACAACACCGUGCAGCAGAUUUCGAGUACUGGUGGCUCCGGGCACGAUGUUCACAGACAAGCACCGCAGCAACAGGGCACGAAGCGAAAGCAAGGAGAAGACGAUGACCGCCCAACCGAUCCAGGCGCGACGGCAGCAUUGAUGAUUAACGAUCUGAACUGGUGGAUCAGCGAAGAGGACAUUCGUGGAUGGGCAAAUCAGAGCGGUUGUGAGGAUGAGCUCAACGAGGUCACGUUCAACGAACACAAAGUCAAUGGCAAGAGUAAAGGCCAAGUAUACGUACAGCUCCAGUCACCGCAAGCUGCGACUGCUCUGAAGCACCAAGUCGAUCAGCUCUUCAAAGACCAAGCGCACACCAAGAAGCCUACGGCGAUAUUCAACCCUCCACAUCAUAACCCCUUCAAAACACUACCCAAAGACGUACCUGCGCGCGAUAAGAACCGCAAUGACCCGCAAUCUGGAGGCUUCAACAACCGGGGCGGCGGUAACUUCAAUCGCUUUAAUAGCAGAGGCAAUUUCAACAACCGAGGCAACUUCAACAACAGGGGUGGCAUGGGCUAUCAGAACCCUGGUGGUAACAUGGGUGGUCAAAUGGGAGGGUACGGCGGCCAAGGUGGCAUGCAAAACUUUGGUGGCAGCCCUAUGAUGGGCGGAGGUAACAACUUCGGAGGCGGCUUCAAUCGCGGCGGCAACAUGAUGGGUGGUGGCAUGCGCGGAGGCAUGAAUAAUCGCGGUGGCCGUGGUGGAAUGGGCAUGAACAACAUGGGCGCUGGCAUGCAGAUGCCGAUGGGCGGGAACAUGAUGAUGGGAGGGGGAAUGAUGGGCGGUGGCAUGAACAUGCCCAUGAUGAACGGGAUGGGAGCAGGAUUCGGCGGCCAACCGCAAUUCAACCCUGGGUUCUUCCCCAACCAACAGCAACAACAAGGCGGCAACGAACAUUUCAAUCCUCACGGGGCUAAGCGACCACGACCGGAGUAGAAUCCAUUGAUGUCGCCCUACCACCCGUUGGUCAAGCCCUCCGACCGUUCAUCCCUGCUAUUUGUCCAAUGGCCAUCUGGCCCAUUAUACCUCACCUUCAACCCAUCUG
This is a messenger RNA of Macroventuria anomochaeta, 1450 nucleotides long. RefSeq lists its product as uncharacterized. The record is from RefSeq and is a predicted model, not a curated record. The transcript has 3 exons. Gene Ontology annotation, biological process: mRNA alternative polyadenylation. Gene Ontology annotation, molecular function: mRNA binding. Gene Ontology annotation, cellular component: mRNA cleavage and polyadenylation specificity factor complex. Lineage: Eukaryota; Fungi; Ascomycota; Dothideomycetes; Pleosporales; Didymellaceae. Bases 148 to 1341 code for a protein of 397 amino acids.